AUGUCUUGGUUCGGUUUUUUUGAUCCUGAUUUUGAUGAUUUCUUCGGUAGACCUAGAAAAUAUGCUACUGAAGUUCCACCAGACUUUAAUCCAAGAAAGAUUGCUCAAGGUGACAAUGGUAAGGGACAGCAAGUGUCUCGCUAUGGUGGUGGUGCUGGACAUCCUCACAGAGCAUUAGCAAGAAGGGAUGAUUUCUUUGAUGACUUUUGGAAGAACUUUAGUUCUGGUAAAUACUUUGUUGGUUUCGAUGAUAAUGUAAAGACAACUGAAGAGUCCGACAAAUAUUUGGUUUCAUAUGACCAAGAAAAUUUGAGUCCUGAUGAAGUUAAUGUUGAUUUCGAUAAACAAGAGAAUGAAUUGAUUAUUACCAUUACUCAAGAAAAAGAGGAAGCUGGUACUAAGAAGAGCAGUACUUUCCACAGCAACUUGAAGUUUGAAAAGCCAGUCAACUUUGACGACAUCAGUGCAGAAAUUGGUGAACAAGGUGUUAAAGUAACUUUACCAAAGGUUCAUGCUGAUCAUGAAAAAAUUGUUAAUAUCCCUAUUUCCAAAGCAGCUGCAAAAAAGUAA
Molecule: messenger RNA, 570 nt
Organism: Candida dubliniensis CD36
Lineage: Eukaryota; Fungi; Ascomycota; Pichiomycetes; Serinales; Debaryomycetaceae
Gene: HSP21
Product: Hsp21p
Exons: 1
Coding region: 1-570 (189 amino acids)
Source: RefSeq, a predicted model, not a curated record